AUGUCAAUAAAGCACCCAACCUCCUUUCACUUCCCCAGCCCUCCAAGAAACCCUCCCCCUGCACCCGAGCCCAGCCCUUGGCUCUGGCGCUGCCACAAAUGCUAUACCUGGUACCGUCUCGCCACCACCCGUCGCUGCCUCGAGUGCGACCACAGCUUCUGUCGAAGCGCCCAGGAAUCCUCUCUUAGGCGCAAACGCGGGCGCACCUGCACGUCCAAUUUCGACUACAUCGGCUGGGCAGCGCGCGGGGCGUGGAAGAGGACGGCCCUGCUCAACGCUGGGAAGAAUGAUCGCAGAGAGGAAAGACAGAAAGACGAGGAGAAGACAGCAGAAGCAGCAGCAGCAGCAGAAGAAGAAGAAGAAGAAGAAGAAGAAGGUGGCAUCCUCCUCCGAGGCAGACGCUGGGUCACAUCCACCUCCCUGGCCCGCACCUGGGGCGACGAGUACCGCGCCCUGGAUUACGGCAUCGAGUCGCUGAGCAGGCGGUUCGCGGAAAAGAAGGAGGCGCUGUUUGUGCGGAAGCGGCAUGACUGCUGGCUGCACUGCGAUUCUCCGGGGGAGUGUAGAAGUGUUCUCGAUGGGGCGACAAUGGACGCCAGGCCAGUUCUGGAGAGGGCGUUGGCUAUGGACGAGGAGUAUCUGAGGCAGAGAGCGAAUAGCAGGAGGAGGGCGGCGGCGGCGGCGGCGGCAGCGGCAGCGGAAGAAAUGGAGAAGAAGCACAGGAUGGGGCCGUUUGGGACUCGGAACGUGAGGGGUGGCUCAUCUACGGUGGACGAGAGGCACCGUCUGCCUGUGUGUAGGCUUGGAGGGACCACUGGGUCGUUUAUGUCGGACGGAAUGUCUGAUGAGGAUGAGAGCAGCGUUUCGGACUCGGGAUCUGACUACAGCGAGGAAGAGGAGGACAGCGAAGAGGAAGAAGACAGCAACCACAUCCCACCCAUCGCAAGCACUGUGGAUUCCGACAAGGACGUCUCUUUCGCAAGACCUGAUUUCGAAGGCCUGGACCUCGAAGGCGACUACUCUUACGAGACCUUCAAAGACCUCCUCUCCUCAUCACGGUCCAAGAAAAAUCCUUCGUCAUCAACACUCACAACAUUAAUCAUCCCAGAUAGCCUCGAACCUCCUCCUCCUCCUCCUCCACUAUCUUACAGUACGAGCGACACCUCCCUCGUAUCCCCCAUCUCCCCUUACAAACCCUCCUCCACCACCAUCACCGACCCGAUUCCCAUCCCAGGCUCCGCCGAACCACCCGUCAGCGGUAUCGAAGGGGCCCAAGACGACGAAGACGAAGAUAGCAUCGACAGCUUGCUCUCAGAGCUCCUCACUGGCGCCGCUCGACAGCGCAGAUACCAUGCUAUGCGAGCUCAGUGGACACCGAAAGCCGUGGCUGAGCCGAGGACAGCAUGUCGCAAGGAGGAGGAGGAGGAUUUGUCGCCCGUGCUGCUGCAAAGCUUCACUUCAUUCGAGUCCUUCCGGGGUUCUCUAGGCGAUGACGACGGCAAUGACGAGGAGCAGCUGCGGCUCGAGCACGUAGAAGACCCCGACCCCUUAGCUGCCACCGCUGCUAUGGCGAUGGCGGCCACCGAGGCCGAGGCGGAUCAUCAGCUGCGCCAGGCGUAUAGCGAGCAGGACUGGUUCCCUGCAGUUCCUUCCGUCACCAGCCUCGAGGACGUCGGGGUUGGUAAUAAAGGAGUGGACAAAGAGGAUGCAGAAGGAACCUUCCCCCACUCCCACAAGCAACCUCACCGACCCGAGGAGGACUGGGAAAUGGACGCUCUCUCCGACUCCUCCAGCACGUCCGCGUCGACGAGUGCAUCCUGCAUCAGCAGCAGCUCCGCUGCGGACGACGAGAUUCCGUUCGGCCUGGACAUGGACGGCGACAGCCUCAUAUUCGACGGCCCACCAAACGCGUCAACACCAUCGUAUACUUGUAAGAACCUCAUGUGCGGAGCCGUCGAAGCCAAAGAAGGUGCGGGUGAGGACGAAACAUUGCGCCCGUCUCCUGUAUCACCAUCGGUGUCACGAGAGGAGCAGCAAGCUCUCACUGCCCUGCUGAGAAUGAACAAUUCUUUUAUGAGGGGAGAAUUUUGA
Molecule: messenger RNA, 2091 nt
Organism: Cryphonectria parasitica EP155
Lineage: Eukaryota; Fungi; Ascomycota; Sordariomycetes; Diaporthales; Cryphonectriaceae
Exons: 1
Coding region: 1-2091 (696 amino acids)
Source: RefSeq, a predicted model, not a curated record